AUGUGUAGAACAAAAUUAUAUGGUAUUCUUAAGAACUGUAAAGCAUUUUAUAAAAAAUUUGGAAAUACUCUUUUAUUAGCUUGUUUUAAAGAUCCCGUAAUAACAGAAGAAACAGAAUUAUUCUUAUAUUGGUCUACUACUAAUUUAACAACAUAUUUAAAUAGAGGCAAGAAUUAUUAUAAGAAAUUAGAUAUAUAUGGAAUUAUAGCUAGAGGUUCUAUAAGUGGUAACCCAAUAUUAACAACAUGUAAAACUGGUACAUUUACAUCUGCUUCGAAAAAUAAAUGUGCAAAAGUAGAAAUAGUAGAAGCUAAAACCAAUAAAACAGAACAAAUACAAGAAACACUAAAUAGUUUAAUAUUAAAAGAAUUACCUUAUUUAACAUUAAAAGAUUCUAAAAAAUUAGACGACGA
Messenger RNA from Entamoeba invadens IP1, 413 nucleotides. RefSeq lists its product as hypothetical. The transcript has 2 exons. The record is from RefSeq and is a predicted model, not a curated record. The annotation marks the transcript as partial. NCBI's taxonomy places the organism in Eukaryota, Evosea, Mastigamoebida, Endamoebidae.